This is a messenger RNA of Marmota flaviventris (yellow-bellied marmot), 1711 nucleotides long. RefSeq names its product mitochondrial ribosomal protein L49 (gene Mrpl49). NCBI's taxonomy places the organism in Eukaryota, Metazoa, Chordata, Mammalia, Rodentia, Sciuridae. Gene Ontology annotation, cellular component: mitochondrial large ribosomal subunit; ribosome. The record is from RefSeq and is a predicted model, not a curated record. Gene Ontology annotation, biological process: translation. Gene Ontology annotation, molecular function: structural constituent of ribosome.
AAGAGGGCUGAGUGCGCGGCUCACCAACAGCCCAGUUACAAUGAACAACAUUCAUUGUAACUCUGCAAUCCGCAUCCCUACGUGGGUCCUUAGUUUUCCUGCCCAAUCGGUGGCACUUGUCUCGAAGAGCCAGACCCAGGGGCCACCUGAUUACCCCAGCUUCGUGGAAUCUGUGGAUGAGUAUCACUUCGUGGAGCGCCUGUUACCUCCAACCAGCAUCCCAAAGCCCCCAAAGCAUGAACAUUAUCCCACCCCUAGUGGCUGGCAGCCUCCCAGAGAUCCCCCACCCAACCUACCCUACUUCGUGCGGCGCUCUCGAAUGCACAACAUCCCUGUCUACAAGGACAUCACACAUGGCAACCGCCAAAUGACUGUGAUCCGGAAAGUGGAGGGGGAUAUCUGGGCCCUACAGAAGGAUGUGGAAGAUUUUCUGAGCCCACUGCUGGGGAAGACACCUAUCACCCAGGUUAAUGAGGUGACUGGUACCCUUCGAGUCAAGGGCUACUUUGAUGAGCAGCUUAAAGCCUGGCUCCUUGAGAAGGGCUUCUGAAGCCUCCUGAGCAACCUGCAUGGCAUAGUCCCCCACAGACUGGAGUUCAGGGGACCUUGGGAGUUGAAGUGUAUUGGAUCCCCUGGGACAGGAUACAAAAAUCAGGGUUAAGGGCUUGGACAGGGCAGAGUAUAAGGGCUAAAAGGCUGUGGGGCCAGGCCUUUCUUACAUAAAGAGGGAAACAGGUCCCUAUGCACAGGUGUCCAUUAGGGGAAAGCUCUCAAGCAUGAGAGACCCACCUUGAACCACCAAACUAGGAGAGGACAUUAUCUGCUGUCCUUCCCCUCACUGUGGCCUGUUAUUUGGGGCUGGAAAUGACAGCGCAACCCCCUUUGGGGGAGGGUUCACAGGGCAGAGCCUUUGGGCACAUCCUUCCUCAGCCCUCUGGGAGCUCACUGCCAGGAGCAUUCCUGAACCUUUGCUGUAGAUCAGACCUGGCUUGGUCCUGGAGGGUUUGUAAAACACUGUUGACUUCAGCACAGGGUCCUGAGAAAAGCCUUAAGUUCAAGUGCAUUGCUGGGCACCAGAGCAUAGAUAGCCAUGUAGCCCAGGGAGAGGUGGGAAUCCCAGCCCUGGUCCCUGCUCCAUUCCAAACCACUUAGACUUAACUGGGUUUCCAGCUCUAAGAAGUCAAGUGAUUAGCUUUGGCUGGCCUGGCCAGGCCAUAAGAUGGUACUCAGCAGCUCCUUGCAGUCUGGCCGCAAGCCCAUCCUCCCAGCCUGUUGACCUGCAGGCAGGAAGUUGCAGGCCUUUCACUCCUGUGAGUGGUCCACCCAUAGUCAACUAGCCUUCACACUUUCCCCACCCUGGAGUCACCCAGGUCAAAGACCUGAGGUUCCUCCCCGUCCCUCAAAAUGGCUAAGACUGUGUUUGGAUCCUGGCUCUUGGUCUCUGACCUAAGGUAGGGUACUGAUUUCUCUCUGGGGCUCAGUUUCUCCAUAUGCAAAUGGGUAUGUCUUUGUAGUUGUUCAAUAGUCAAGUGUCUACUCCUGGAAAUUAUAGACCAUUAUCAAGUCCAUAGUCUUGGUAAGAAAAAAGGAGCCCAACCCUGAUCCUGACAUAAGCCCCACCAGUCAUUAAUGCAAGUUUUUAUUUGGCCGUAUAUACAAUUUAAGCUAUUAAAAUUUUUACAAUAUUUACAAAUUAAAUAAUCAUCUGAAA